Molecule: messenger RNA, 3223 nt
Organism: Liolophura sinensis
Lineage: Eukaryota; Metazoa; Mollusca; Polyplacophora; Chitonida; Chitonidae
Product: ADAM 17-like protease
Exons: 23
Coding region: 79-2325 (748 amino acids)
Biological process (GO): membrane protein ectodomain proteolysis; Notch signaling pathway
Cellular component (GO): plasma membrane
Molecular function (GO): metalloendopeptidase activity
Source: RefSeq, a predicted model, not a curated record
UGAGUUACUUUAGCAGUGACCAAGUCUUAAAUUUUGUCUCAUUUUAUGUUUACCUGACGGACCAAGAUCAUUCUUAUCAUGAAGAAGAUAUUUGUGCUUUUGUUGUGUUCGUUUUUAGAAGUGUUUCAGGCAUGGGGGGACUUGAGUAAAAGUUUGAAAUAUUAUGAGACGUUCAAAGAUCUGCACGUCCAUAGCAUAUCCAAGAGAAGUUUAGAUCAAGAAUCAACGAUUAAAGACGUCCGCUUUACAACCUUAGGAAAGGACUUUCGGUUGAUUCUGCAGCAAAGAAAGCAUCUUUUGUCUCGUAACUUCAAAGCAGUGGUUCAAAGGGAAGAUGGCACAGAAGAAAAUUUUGCUGUAGAUCAAGGAUUGAUCCUCACUGGACAUGUAUUUGGAGAGGCCGUUUCUGAUGUCUCAGCAUAUUUUGAUUUCACUGAUGAUUACUCCCAAGUGAUCAGCGCCCACAUCCAAAUGCCAGAUGAAACCUACAUCAUCGAGCCAUCUGCAGGCCACUUGGAGGAGUCCGAUAACUACACAAUGAUAGCUUAUCGGGGCUCGGAUAUGCUGUACAGUUUCAAGAAAUCACACGAACAUGAUGGGAAGUUCUGUCAGUUUCUGAGGCCUGAGGGUGGUGUGGUUAUCCAGGAUGAGGGCCCAGAGCUGGUUGAUGUUGUAGAAGCUGGACCAGCGUAUCAUUUCUCCACCAAUCAUUCAAGUAAGAGUCGUUUCAAACGACAGACGUUUACACCUUUGAAGGAAACGUGCCCACUGCUAGUGGUAGCUGAUUACAAAUUUCACAUCCAUAUUGGAAAAGGGAAGGUUGAGAGAACUGCAUCGUACAUGAUAGGUGUGAUUGACCGAGUGGACAAGUUGUACAGAAGUACUGUGUGGGACCAGACGGAUGGGUUCUCUGGAGUGGGAUUUGAAAUCAAAGAGAUUAAGAUUCAUGAAGGGUACACAUCAGUAUCUGGUCAAGAUCUCCACUACAACAUGAAGAAAGAUGACUGGGACACAAAAACUUUACUUGAGGUGUUUAGUCGGAUGCCCAGUUACCGUGGUUACUGCCUCGCUCACCUGUUUACUCACCAAGCUUUUAGUGGGGGUGUAUUGGGCCUUGCAUACAUAGCCUCUCCCAGGACAAAUUCUGUUGGGGGUAUCUGCUCACCCUUGUACUUCAAGGACGGGUACCGAAUGAGCCUGAAUACAGGCUGGAGCAGCUCACUAAACACCUACGGCAACAAGAUCCUGUCUCAAGAGGCUCAGCUUGUCACAGCACAUGAAUUGGGUCACAAUUUUGGUAGUGAGCAUGACACAGACACAGCCCAGUGCGCUCCUUCAGCAAAGGACGGUGGGAAAUAUCUCAUGUACCCCUAUGCAGUCAGUGGCUAUGAGGCCAACAACAACAAAUUCUCCACUUGCAGCAAAGGCUAUAUCAACAAUGUUCUGAGGUUUAAGGCUGGUGGUUGUUUCCAAGUGAAGUCUGAUGCAUUCUGUGGAAAUGGGAUCGUGGAGCCAGGCGAAGACUGUGAUGCUGGGUUUAAGGGGAGAGGGGGAGAGGAUCCUUGUUGUGCCUCAGACUGUCACUUCAAGGAACCCGCAGUGUGCAGUGAUGCCAACCAGCCGUGUUGUCUAAACUGUCAAGCUGCUCCGGCCACUGUGGUUUGUGAGGAAUCAAACGUGAACUCCUGCAUCGGAGAGGCCAUGUGCACAGGGACCAGCUUUCAAUGCCCCAAACCUCCUCCUGUUGAUGACUUCACCGAAUGCAUUGAAAGGGGCAGCUGCAAGGGAGGCAAAUGUAUUUCCUUCUGUGAGGCCAAACAGAAAAUUUCCUGUUUGUGUGACAGUGUGGCUGAUUCCUGCAAAGUCUGCUGUAAAGAUCACAGUGAAGCUGACUGUGUUGUGUACGACCAGACAUUCUUACUGACGGACGGACGGCCUUGUGUACAGGGUUUCUGUCUUGAUGGAGUAUGCAAGAAGACCAAUGAAGAUUUUAUAUUCCGGGUCUGGGACAUCAUUGACAAGAUUACAGUGGACUCUUUUGUGCAAUUCAUGAGGUCUAACGUGGUCGGCACAGUUCUGAUUCUCUCACUUAUAAUUUGGAUCCCAGGGAGCUGUAUAAUCAGUUGUGUGGAUCGUCGACGUGAAAAGAAAGAAAAGGAGAGGCUAGAGUGGCUCAAUAGCAGGAAUCGAAUUCUGCUACGACCAGAAGAUAGGUUAUUCCAAGGACAUCACAUUAAAGACGUGCACAAUGUGAAACUUCCGCGACCCAAGGGUAGUAUUGUGCGAGAAACAAAGCAGCGGGGAUCCAGAGACACGCCCUUAUAAAUUACAUCAGGACAGCUUCACCAUGUGGGAACACUGCAUCGUAGUGAAAUUAAAAAAAAACAUGGGUGAUUUUAGAUUUUUUUUUUUUUGAUAUGAAUUUUUAGACUUUUGAUGUAUGUAAGUGUGUAUAUGUAUGCAUACUUUGCCUCUCUUAAUGUUUUACACUUUGAGAAAAUUUUUAAAAUAUUUGAACUUAGACUAAUAUUAAAAUAAUAUAUAAAUUAUAAUAAGUAAUUAUGUUGCUAUGACGCUGAUGUAAAAUACAUUCCCGUGAUGAAAUGCUAUCAUUCCUAAACAGGCAGAUGUUUCACGGUUAUACUGUACUUGUACAUACCCCUCGUGUCUUGUCCCUUCUGCAUAAAAAAGAAUAAAAUUAAAAAAAAAAUAAAUGAAAAUAAAUAACCUACAAGUUUUGGGUGCAAUUUAUAUUUGGAGAGUAUCACUUUGAUAGUUUUUUUUUUUUAAUUAACAAAUUAAUAUGAAUGUUUUCAGGUCUUAUUGUCAGAUACGUAGAAUCAUAGUAUGGUCAUGUAGUACUAAUUUAUUGAUGUCACUAAUUUGCCACCUGCAGCAGAUAUACCUCCCCAUUUUCGCAUAUGAAACAGCAGUGUAAUUUAUGCGCUUUUAAAAUUUGUUUUUUUGUAAGAAAAGUGCAUUGGUUGGAUUGACCAUUUUCAGGGCUUCGCAAAAAGUAUAACUUUAUCAGUCAACACAGAAUGAUGCCUGCAGAAUAUGUUUGGAUAGGAUAAACACCUUGCAAACAUGCCAAAAGGUUGAAGAAUUACAGUACAACAUAUGGUUAAUGACUGCAGAGUUUGGCCAGUAGCUAUGUGAACUCAUUUAUCAUGUUAACAUAUAGAGAUAAUGAGGUACAAAUUCUCCUGAUAUUAAUUGCUAA